UACGUUCUGGUCCCCGAAGCUCCCAAGCUCUCCCGCAAGCCGGCUGCCGGCACCUGCGCAGCGGGCUUCUGGGCAGCGGGCGCCCGCUGCCAAGAUGCUGGGGUUGUUGGUGGCGUCUUUAGGCCUGGCGCUUGCCUUUUUUGCGCUGCUGGACGGCUGGUACCUGGUGCGCGUGCCGUGUGCGGUUCUGCGCGCACGCCUGCUGCAGCCGCGCGUCCGUGACUUGCUGGCCGAGCAACGGUACGCGGGCCGGGUGCUGCCUUCGGACCUGGACCUGCUGCUGCACAUGAACAACGCGCGCUACCUGCGCGAGGCCGAUGUAGCGCGCGCCGCACAUCUGACCCGCUGCGGUGUGCUAGGGGCGCUGCGCGACCUCAGCGCGCACACGGUGCUGGCCGCCUCGUGCGCGCGCUAUCGCCGCUCGCUGCGCUUGUUUGAGGCGUUCGAGGUGCGCACCCGCCUGCUAGGCUGGGAUGACCGCGCCUUCUACCUGGAGGCGCGCUUUGUCAGUCUUCGCGAUGGCUUCGUGUGCGCCUUGCUGCGUUUCCGGCAGCACGUGCUGGGCACCUCGCCGGAUCGCGUAGUACAGCACUUGUGCAAGCGCAGGGUGGAGCCCCCUGAGCUGCCAGAAGACUUGAAGCACUGGAUCGCCUACAAUGAGACCAGCAGCCAGCUGCUCCGGGCCGAGAGUGGGCUCAGUGACAAAAAGGACGAGUGACUGCCACCUCUGCACACCCUCCCUGCCCUGCCUGUCAGCCAGUCCCACAGAAUGGGCCACCUGGGAUGCACUCCUAGCCAGAGUGGCCUUGGACAAGCCUGGAUCCUUUAACCCGCUUGACAUUCCUCUGUGCUUGCCUCAUCUUGGGCAGCUGGCAGGGUGGACACUUGUCCUGGCCCAGCUCUGCCUCCUGGGUCCCUAUAGCAAGACUGUUGUAUUGUGCCCAGAUGCUCAGGAUUCUGAAGCAGAAGGACCAGCACAAAACCAGAAGUCAGGGAUGCUUGUGGCUAAGCAGGCCAAGAGGAGUCCUAGGUGUGGCCGGGGCCCUUAUGGCCUGGCUCUGGGGCCUGCAGCUUACUCAGGGACAUUGGGCCCUCUGGGGGGUCACCUUAUAGCAGGGAAGAUAGGCUAGGACCAGCCCAGGGAAGGGCAAGUGGAAGCUGGCCCUUGGCUAAGAUUCUGGUGAUGCCCACUAUUCUUGAUGUACCCUGUCUAGCCAGGUCACCAAGGCCAGGAGCCCUGGUGUAGGGGGGGUCCCAUGACCCUGCCUAGCCUCUGCCCUGUCAGCUCAGGGAGAGAACUGCUGCUUGAAGCUAGGAACUGCCUCCAUGCUACCUCUCUGGGAACCACACCUGGAGGCAGAGCCCAGAGUUUCAGAGAUGCUCAGACCCUCACCUGCACCGCUCUGGCCCCCAUGCUGCUCUGCUUGCCUUAGUGCUACCGAAGGGAAGGCUGCAGUCUGUUUUAUUUAAAGAAAGCACAAGAUUAAAAAGAGUUUUAAAGGCAUGUGUGCUGGGGAGGUUCUCAUUGCUGCAGCCUUGCCACCCCUGCACAGACCUACCCACUCCCUGGAUAAGUCUUCAGGAGGAACAUGAGUGUCAUAGGGUGCCCAGGCUUGUGGGCGCCUAUGAAUUUAGUGCUAAGCCUGAUGAGUCAUAGGAUUGAGGCCAAGAGUGAGCAGCUGGCUAGAGCCCCAGCUGGCCUUCCUACCUUGUCUACCCCGAGCCUAUGAAACUUGGAGCCCUAGUCUCAUGCACUUGGCCCAGUUUUUCUGUCCCCUUCCUAAGAGUCCCAGAAGGGCCCUAGGAAAUCAAGAAGAAAGUGGGGG
Acomys russatus (golden spiny mouse) is the source of this 1826-nucleotide messenger RNA. RefSeq names its product thioesterase superfamily member 6 (gene Them6). The transcript has 2 exons. The record is from RefSeq and is a predicted model, not a curated record. NCBI's taxonomy places the organism in Eukaryota, Metazoa, Chordata, Mammalia, Rodentia, Muridae. Bases 95 to 718 code for a protein of 207 amino acids.